UCCAAAUUCCACCCUAUAAUUUAUACAGAAUUAUUAGAGAGCAAAAGUUGUAAGAAUAUAUCAAAAGUGCGGAUAAAAAUAAAGUGGUCAAGAAUGAACAACACAUCAUCAAUGACUCCUCUUACUGCCCAGAGGUUGAAAGGUAAGGUUGCAAUCAUAACCGGAGGAGCAAGUGGGUUAGGAAAGGCCACAGCAAAACUCUUCGUACAACACGGCGCCAAAGUUGUGGUUGGAGAUGUCCAAGAUGAGCUAGGACUAUCCUUGUGCAAUGAAAUAAUUGCUUCCACCACCAACGACAACGAUCACAAAAACAUAAUCACUUACAUUCAUUGUAAUGUAUCCGAUGACAAUGAUGUCAAAAAUCUUAUUGAUCUCACCAUCUCUAAACACGGAAAACUCGACAUCAUGUUCAACAACGCUGGUAUAUACGGUGACACAACCCCAUCUAUUUUAGCUACCACGAAUGAGAAUUUUAAAAGCGUGUUUGAAACAAACGUGUAUGGUGGCUUCUUAGGAGCUAAGCAUGCCGCGAGGGUAAUGAUUCCGGCUAAGUCCGGAGUCAUUCUCUUUACGGCUAGCAUUGCAUCGAUGAUGGCUCUCGAUGCACCUCAUGCAUACACCAUGUCGAAGCACGCAAUCAUUGGUUUGAUGAAGAACUUGUGUGUUGAAUUGGGACAAUAUGAUAUUAGGGUGAAUGCGAUAUCGCCUUGUGCUGUUUCUACGCCAUUAGCAACGAAUGCAUUGGGGAUGGAUAAGGAGACGAUCGAUGAAGUAAUUCGUGAAUCUUAUGUGCUCAAAGGGGUUAAAUCAGAGCCCUUGGAUGUUGCUAAUGCAGCAUUGUUUUUGGCAAGUGAUGAAGCUAAGUUUGUGAGUGGUGCUAAUUUUGUAGUUGAUGGUGGUUAUACUGUUACUAAUCCAUCUUUUACCAUGGCUCUCAUUAAACAUUCUGUAUGAUCUAAAGAAAGGCUAUAUUGAACAUUGGCCCAAGGAAAAUAAGGUGGUUUAGAAUGAAAAUCACAAUGGUAUUGGUACAAUGUAAUAAGGCUUAUUUUAGCAAGCACAAUGUUAGUGAAGCACGACGUAAA
Molecule: messenger RNA, 1085 nt
Organism: Chenopodium quinoa (quinoa)
Lineage: Eukaryota; Viridiplantae; Streptophyta; Magnoliopsida; Caryophyllales; Amaranthaceae
Product: secoisolariciresinol dehydrogenase-like
Exons: 2
Coding region: 94-954 (286 amino acids)
Source: RefSeq, a predicted model, not a curated record